Messenger RNA from Panicum hallii, 2572 nucleotides. RefSeq lists its product as uncharacterized. The coding region runs from base 357 to 1208 and encodes 283 amino acids. The record is from RefSeq and is a predicted model, not a curated record. Lineage: Eukaryota; Viridiplantae; Streptophyta; Magnoliopsida; Poales; Poaceae. Gene Ontology annotation, molecular function: polysaccharide binding. The transcript has 2 exons.
CUCGUAGGUUUAUUUUCCGAAAGGAAAGAUAAAAUUCUUUGCCAUUGUUGUCACUCGGCAGUGGGCAUCAAAAUAAUAUAUUUGAGAGAAUAUGGAUUUUAAAACAUGGCAUAGCAAUAACGGGAGAUGCAAGGACGACGUGCCGUGCCAAGGCCCCAUCGUCAGCCGCCGGCUGUCCCCUCGCGGUCCAUACGUGGCUCGAAAUUUCCACAUCGAAUCGAGGAACCGGUCGAUGUCAACCUAACUCCCUCACUUGACUCUCACGCACCCGCAACCUCGCCGACGCCGAGUAAACCAGCAGUCCAGCACAACCCCCAUGGUCUCUCCCUCCGCUUCCCAUUCACACCACGCGCGCGAUGGCUCCUCUGCUCCUCCACCUCCUGCUCCCCGCCCUGCUCCUCCUCCUCGCCGUAGCCGACGCCCUCCCUCCUUCGUGCAGCGAGGUCGUCACCUGCGCCGGCCUGGUCGUCCAGUACCCGUUCAGGCUCGACUCCUCCGCGUCCCGCUGCGGCUACCCCGGGCUCGACCUUGUCUGCGAGCGCAACGCCACGCUGAUCCUCCCCGUCAAGUCCCACCGGUACCGAGUGUUCAGCAUCAACUACACGGCGCACACCGUCGUCGUCUCCGACGCCGCCGUCGUCGACGAGUACGCCGUCGUCGGCUGCCCGCGCCUCCGUGUGAACCUCACCAUCGACUACGCGAGCUCCUGGCUGCAGCUCACGCAGUCCGACUCCAACGUCACCUUCUUCUACAACUGCAAGAAGAACAUUUCCCGGUCAUCCGCCGUGGAGCUGACCGGGUGCCGGCAGGACGGCAAGAGGUCGUACGCGCUGCCGGACGGUUGGAUCACGGGAGCCGAGGCGUACGAGUACGAGUGCGAGGAGGUGGUGGUGGCGCCGGUGUUCGAUGUGCACAAGAAGGCAAUUGCGGGUGCGCCUGGUCCGCCUCCGGGGAACGGAUCGUUCGGUUUCCGUGAGCUGCUGCAGGGUGGGUUCGAGCUGAACUACGACACCCACUCCCAGCUGUGCGACGGGUGCGAGCGCUCCGGCGGAUGGUGCGGCUACCGGCACAACCAAACCAACGGCGGCAUGAACUUCACCUGCUUCUGCGACGGCGGCCCGGCCACGGCGCGUUGCGUAUUUUGUCGGGCAAACCAACUUGUACUUGCGGACUCGGUCAAGUCAAACGUGCGCGCCGUUGGAAGGUGAAAGCAGCAGGAACAGAGGCUAGGAGAUGCAAUUUUAGAGGGAAAAGUACACUUUACACUCUCGAACUAUCGUAAAAGUUUGAUUUUCAACUUUCAACUGCAAAACCAGACAAAGAUCAUCCAAUUGUCGAAAUCGGACAAUCCAACAAAAGCCAUCCAACAUGGAGCCAAUAGAUAGGUUACAUUUCUAGAAAACUUUUGAUACCCAUUUCAUAUUUUUUUGAUUUAAAAUAAAUUACUUAUAAUUUUUUAGUUUAAAUUUGAAUAUUAUUUUUAGUUCAAAUUUUUCCGAUUUCGACAACUGAAUGGCCUUUGUUGUCCGAUCUUGUAUAGUUGAAGGUUGAAAUUGAACUUUAAGAUAUAGUUCGAGAAUGUAAACUGAUUUAUUUUUCCAAAUUCAGAAAGCAGGAGAGAAAAGAGAACUGAAGCAGCAGAAAGGCGGCAUGCAACCGGAUCGCGUGGUCUGAUCACUGGCGAUCCCAGAAGUGAGGGAGUGAAACCGAAGGAUCAACUGUGAAUAGCUUUUUACUUAAAUACUCUAGAAGAUAUUUGGGUUAUAUGUUCCUACGUGGUCAGCAACUACAGUACACUAAACAGCAGGGACCCAGUCCGCGCUGUUUUAUAAACCACUGAAAUCAAAGUGAACUUUUCUUCAAAGAAAAAAAAAGAAAUCAAAGUGAACAUAAAUCAUGCUUUCACUUUCUCGCAAAGGAAAAUAAAACGCAAGCAUACUUUCCCUACCGGCUCCAACCCCGGAAACACGUCUUUGGAUAGACCAAAAGGUUCAAAACGCAGCAACUUUGUAUGAUGGUCUCUGCUCUGUCGACCAGUUUUCCGUCUCACUCCUUUUUUUUUUGAAAAAUAGGCCAGUUUUUGCUGUCACUCCAGCAAAGAGCCUGCAGGAACGAAACCAUCACGUGUUCCAGACGUGCAAGAAAGAAAAAAUCGUCUGUUUGCUAGAGCCACCCAAUGCUAACUCUCCACUCGACGACGCAAACCAGGUCUCGGGGCGUUCAGUAUCCGCCUAUCCGGGUUCUUGUUCCACACUGAAAAGCAGGGACGGUACGGUCCUCUGCUCUACGAAAUGGUAUGGAGCACGGCAGGGGGGCGAGGCAGAUUUGGACAGAAGAAGAGAAGGGGGGCGAAAGGCUGUAAACCAUCCUUGUCGACUGAUGAAGACAUGAACCGGAAUUUUUCAUUUUUAUAUCUAUCUUGGCACUAGUUCUGCAGGCAAACCCAGGUACCCAACGAAUUUUAGACUAGGCCAUCAGGCCAACCUUUCGCCAUUAUCUCCAGGCACGCAGCAAUGAAGAGGAGCAGUGAACUGAAGGACGCGCGCACAACGGCGACAGGGCACAAGGACAA